GUAGCACAGUGCCAACGCGUUCCCACUUCGUAGUUCGCAUUACACUUCGAUCCCUUAAACGUGCGCGUCGCAAUCGGUAUCGUCCUUUUUUUUAAUGGUCGUCGGCUAAAAAUUUGCGUCGCCCGUCAAGUAUUAUAAAAUAUUUAUUUGAUAGUAUAAUAUUAUAAUAUUCGUGCAAAAUGAGAGCUGCACCGACGAAGAUGUCUCUGUGCGCACUGGUCUGCCUGGUUACCACCCUAGCUGUUGGCGCGGAAAUAUAUUUUGAAGAGAACUUCUCCGACGAAUCGUUUGAGACCGCAUGGACAUACUCGGAAUAUCCUGGCAAAGAGUUCGGCAAGUUUGUAUACAGCUCGGGCGCUUUCUACAACGAUGUCGAGGCCGACAAGGGUAUACAGACGUCACAGGACGCUCGAUUCUAUGCAUUGUCCAAGAAAUUCUUGCCAUUUAGUAAUGAAGACAGUGACCUCGUUAUCCAGUACACGGUCAAACACGAGCAGGCUAUUGAUUGCGGCGGUGGAUACGUUAAGCUGUUCAACUGUGAUUUGGAUCCAAAACAAAUGCACGGUGAAACGCCAUACGAAAUUAUGUUUGGACCUGACAUUUGUGGACCUGCUGUGAAGAAGGUGCAUGUUAUCUUCAGCUACAAUGGCAAAAACGUAUUGAUCAAUAAAGAUAUUCGUUGUCUUGAUGAUGUCUACACUCAUGUUUACACACUUAUUGUAAAACCUGAUAAUACUUAUGAGGUAUUAAUUGACAAUGAAAAUGUAGAAUCUGGUAAAUUAGAAGCCGAUUUCGACUUUUUGCCACCCAAGAAAAUCAAGGAUCCUGAAGUUAAGAAACCUGAAGAUUGGGAUGACAAUGCUACUAUUGAUGACCCCAAUGAUAAGAAACCAGAAGAUUGGGAUAAGCCAAAACUCAUUACCGACCCAACUGCCACUAAACCAGAAGAUUGGGACGAUGAAAUUGACGGCGAUUGGGAGCCAGCAAUGAUUGAUAAUCCAGAAUACAAGGGUGAAUGGGUACCAAAACAGAUUGAUAACCCAAAAUACAAGGGAGUAUGGGUACAUCCAGAAAUUGUCAAUCCAGAAUACAAACAAGAUGAUAAACUAUAUGCCAGAAAAGAAAUUUGUGCCGUUGGUUUUGACUUGUGGCAAGUAAAAUCUGGUACUAUUUUCAAGAAUAUUUUGAUUACAGACGACAUUGAAGUAGCAAAAGAUAAAGCAGACGACAUUAUCAAAUUAAGAAUUGAGGGCGAGAAAAAUAUGAAGAUAGCACUUGAAGAUGAAGAAAGGAUGAAAGCAAUGCAAGAAGGAAAGAUAUCUAGUGACGCCCAACUUGAUAAUGAGAAUGGAGAGGAAGAUGAAGAAAUUGUAACCACCGACGACACCCACGAUGAGUUGUAAAAAAAAUAACUGUAUAAUAUUGUGAUUAGUUUAAGACUGCCACUUAUUAUUAUGUUUUGAUAAACACCUGUUCUUACAGUCACUAAAAUAAUUUAAUUAGUUCAUUCCUCGAUAACUAUUUUUUUUUUUUUUUUUUAUAGAUAAUUAAUAAUAUCUGCUUGUGAAAAUAUUAUUGAAUAUUCAUUAUUCCUUUUAGUAUUAAGUAAUUACAUUUAUUUAAGUAGAUACCUAAAAUAUCCUAAAGUAAAAAUCAUAAUUUAUAAAAAUAAUAUUUUUUUAUAUUCAAUAUUUGUUUUAAUUAAUUGGUCAAUUAAAUGACAUACGCCUAUAAGAUAAGAAAAAAUAUAAUUUUUUAACAUGUUAGC
Messenger RNA from Metopolophium dirhodum (rose-grain aphid), 1768 nucleotides. RefSeq names its product calreticulin-like. Gene Ontology annotation, molecular function: calcium ion binding. Gene Ontology annotation, biological process: protein folding. The transcript is spliced from 5 exons. Gene Ontology annotation, cellular component: endoplasmic reticulum; endoplasmic reticulum membrane. The record is from RefSeq and is a predicted model, not a curated record. Bases 180 to 1403 code for a protein of 407 amino acids. NCBI's taxonomy places the organism in Eukaryota, Metazoa, Arthropoda, Insecta, Hemiptera, Aphididae.